Molecule: messenger RNA, 2196 nt
Organism: Drosophila subpulchrella
Lineage: Eukaryota; Metazoa; Arthropoda; Insecta; Diptera; Drosophilidae
Product: mitochondrial intermediate peptidase
Exons: 3
Coding region: 29-2125 (698 amino acids)
Biological process (GO): peptide metabolic process
Cellular component (GO): mitochondrion
Molecular function (GO): metalloendopeptidase activity
Source: RefSeq, a predicted model, not a curated record
AUAAACAAGCUAUUCUAUCAGUUCAAUUAUGUUACUGAACCGUACCUUUUUGAGCUCGCUUCACCGAAACCGAAGUCGCUGGGUCUCGACGUGGACUCCGCUAGCUACGGUAUUCAAUGCGCUUCCAGCCAGACGAAUCAACUUAACCCGCGCUGACGUGGGACUCUUUCGCAUGCCCGAGCUGCGAAGCUUCGAGGGGUUUUACCUACUGCGGGACAAAGUGGAGACCCGGACGCAGGAGCUUAUCUCGGAGGCCAUCUCACCGCACCGCCGACGAAAAAUGGUUGACAUAUUUGACGAGCUAUCCGACUCCCUAUGCAAGGUGGCAGACCUGGCCGAGUUCGUACGGAUCGCGCAUCCCCAAAGCAAGUAUACCCAGGCGGCGGAGCAGGCCUGCAUCAGCAUUUGUGGCGUGGUGGAGCGCCUAAACACUCACAAGCCUAUUUAUAAGGCCCUGAGCGAAGUAGUGGAGCAUGGGGACAAGCUUCCAACCAGCGAAGUGGACAGGCAUGUGGCCAGUCUGUUCAUAUUCGACUUCGAACAGUGUGGUAUUCACUUGCGCGAGGAGGAGCGCCUGCGGGUUGUGCGCCUAAACGACUGCAUUCUUCGGCUGGGCCAAAAGUUCAUGAAUGGAGCCGUGCAACCCAGUGUUAUUGGGCGCCGCCACGUUCCUGUGGCCAUUCGUAACUACUUUCCCACCUCAGGUGACAAUGUAAUUGUCACUGGACUUUGCACAAGUGCGGAGAGCGUCCAGAUGCGGGAGGCUGCCUAUCGACUAUACCUGCAGCCAUCCGAUAGUCAGGAAAGUCUGUUAAGAGAUCUGCUGCUUUGCCGGCAUGAGCUGGCCCGCAGCUGUGGGUUCGAUACCUAUGCCCAUCGGGCUCUUAAUGGCAGCACCAUGGAAGGACCGGAGAUAGUCCGCGAGUUUAUAGACCAACUGUCCGAGAAGCUGCGACCUCGUGCUGAUGCCGACUUUGCCCAAAUGACACAGAUGAAAAGACGGGAGAGCGGGCAGGCAGGCGCAAUGGCCGAAGUGUGGGACACGCCGUAUUUCACCUCUCGGCUAAGGCGGCAAUCGCUUAAAGCGCAUACCAACGAGUUUCUGCCGUUUUUCUCCCUUGGCGGAUGCAUGGAAGGACUGGACAAUCUUCUGCAGGCGCUCUAUGGUGUUCGACUAGAGAAUACGGAUAUAGAGCCGGGUGAGUCCUGGCACAACGACGUUUAUAAGCUGGCCGCGGUGCACGAGACGGAAGGACUGUUGGGCUAUAUAUACUGCGACUUCUUUGAGCGAGCGGGCAAGCCCAGUCAAGACUGUCACUUUACCAUCCAGGGCGGUAAGCGUCUGCCGGACGGCACCUACCAGUUGCCCGUGGUGGUGGUCAUGCUGAGUCUAGCGCAGCCGCGAUGGAGUUUACCGAGUCUCCUAUCGCCAGCGCGAGUGGAUAACCUGUUCCACGAGAUGGGCCACGCUAUGCACUCAAUGCUAGCUCGCACCGAACACCAGCACGUAACAGGAACGCGCUGCUCCACGGACUUUGCCGAAGUCCCAAGUGUGCUCAUGGAGUACUUCGCCGGCGAUCCACGCGUGCUCCGAACCUUUGCCCGCCACUUCCAAACUCGUAAACCGAUUUCCGAGGACAUGCUGAUGCGGCUGUGUGCCUCCAAACACCAUUUCGCCGCCAGUGAGACACAGCUUCAAGUGUUUUACUCGGCUCUGGACCAGGAGUACCAUGGAAUAGGGGCGCGGCAGGGUGGAAGCAGCACCGAGACACUGCGGUCAGUGCAGAGUCGUUACUACGGGCUUCCCUACGUGGAGAACACUGCGUGGCAACUGCGUUUCUCCCACCUGGUAGGCUACGGGGCUAAGUACUACUCUUACCUCGUUUCGAAGACAAUCGCCUCCUGGAUUUGGCAGACAUACUUUGAGGCGAACCCCUUUAACCGUCAAGCAGGCGAGAAAUACCGGUCCGAAGUUCUGGCUCACGGCGGAGCAGUGCCCAGCCGAAAGCUGGUGACAAACUUCCUGCAGCGCGAAAUGACGCCCAGCGUGUUGGCCAACAGCUUGAUAAACGAGAUUGACUCAGACGAGUUAAAAAUUAAAGAACUUAUGGUCGGCAGAGGCUAGCACUGAUCAAACUCUUUUAAUUGUCUAUACUUUUCGUAUUAAACUUUGUUAAAUUUAAUUUCGUGUAAGGU